This is a messenger RNA of Lottia gigantea (owl limpet), 1661 nucleotides long. RefSeq lists its product as hypothetical. The transcript has 2 exons. The coding region runs from base 1 to 1050 and encodes 349 amino acids. The record is from RefSeq and is a predicted model, not a curated record. Lineage: Eukaryota; Metazoa; Mollusca; Gastropoda; Lottiidae.
AUGAAAGGUUUAACGCUAGCUUGUAUCGCCGCCACAGUCGUAGCCGCAAGUCACGCUAUGACUACAAUCAUAGCACCGAUUGCAGAAAUAUCAACGACUUCGUCACCGUCUACGACCACGAUCAAUCCAUUACUACAGAGCCGUAUAGAUUUUGAAAUUUCCAGAUUGACCCGACGACUGGAAAGGAGAAUUCGUGGUUUACAGGUCGGUUCUGGACGGUUAGAUAGAAGUAUCACAUCAUUACAGAGGGAACUGGAUUUCAACAACGCUGUCCUCGCUCAGUUGCCUGAGUUGAUUAAAAAUAUUAUGAUCAACAAUCCCACCCAACGUCUAAGCUCCCGAACCGUCGCCAGUAUAAUGAGGAGCGUUCAAAACGCAGCUACCAAAGCGAGCAACGAGGAGAGCGCAGAAGUCGAAGAUCGCCGACGACGUGCCAUUUUUGAAGUUACAUCUUCUAUUGUGAUCGUAGAGGGCACUACCGACUCGACAACGACAACCCAAAUACCAGAAGUAACUACACAAGAAGUAGAUACCACAACUGAAAUGGUAACAACCGCUGCACCGGAACAGGAAGUUACGUCGACAGCUACGGAAACCACAACGGAAAUGACGACACAGGGAACAACUCUUCCAUCAUUUUUGGUUUCAAGAAUCAAUUCUGUCGUUUCCAGAAUCGGAAGAUUCUUCCAAAGACGAAUCCAAAGGAUACAAAGAUCUUUGUCUCGACUGAGUAGAUUUAGACCAUUGUACAGUCGCCUUAUUGACGAAAACACCAGUGCAUUGAACAAUCUCCCGCUUCUCGUAAGAGGUUUGGUCACCAGUCCGUUUCAGCGCAGACUUCGCUUGUCGCAAGUAUUCAGAGCUUUACGAUUUCGACUUACCAUCACGACACCAAGCCAACCUGACGUAUCUCCUAUGUCAGUCAGAAAGCGACGACAGGCUGAAAGCGCGGAGGAAGAUGACGACCUGGUCGGGGACAUGGAAGAUUUAAAGGAACUUGAACAAGAGAUCCAAGAAGCUUUAGAAGAGGUUGAAAAAUUGGACGUCUAAAGUUCGUGAAUUUGGGAUAUGCAUGAAUCCUUGCACACUUCCAAGUUUUAACGUGUGACUGUGAAUCCGUCUGUAUAAAUGUGGAUAUAAACUCUAUUUUCAAUUGUGGAUUAAUAGAACUUUUUAUGGUUGUCCUACUUUUCCAGUGCAAAUUUUACCUCGUAGGACUGUCCAUCAUGUUAACUCUGGCUGGUUUUUAAAAACUAAUACCAUCUCAAGCAUAAUAUUGAAUUGAUUUAGUAACUAUGACUUAACUACAAGAUGUAGGAGAAUUUAAGAUUCUUUUAGAGUGAACCUGCAUGAUCUGGUACAAUUUUAUAUAACUCGUGGGAACUUCGCAAGAUGUAGGAGAAUUUAAGAUUCUUUUAGAGUGAACCUGCAUGAUCUGGUACAACUCUUGGAACCUUCAACAUUCAUCGUAAUGUGAUAUAUUUGUGAAUAUAUUUUUUAUUUUGAUUUUGAUUUUUGAUUAUGUAUCUUUUAUCAAAGAUAAUAUUUUUGAUUUUUUUCGUGAAAUCCUUAUUUUUGCUAUUGAUUAUAAUAUUUAUAAUUAUUUUGUCAAUAUUUUUAUUUUUUCUUUAUAAUAAACCAUUUGUUUUUGUCUUCCAUAA